AACCUUCUCAUUCACUUCUGACUUCUUAAAGUUACCAUUUAUUCAGUUACCAAUUUACCACCAGCUAGUCUCUCUAACAAUGGCAAGAAAUCUGCCUCAGUCUCCCUAUGAGAAGACCUCAAUUGACCAGUUGGCCUUGGCUAAGCACUGCUCUCGCGAGGGUGUAAAAGCAGGAGCUAAGGCAGCUGUUGUUGCUACCAUUGCCACAGCCAUUCCAACACUGGCUAGUGUGAGGAUGCUGCCUUGGGCAAGAGCCAAUCUCAACCCCACUGCUCAGGCCCUCAUAAUCUCCACAGUGGCUGGAAUGGCAUACUUCAUCGUGGCUGACAAGACUGUUUUGGCAACGGCAAGAAGGAACUCAUUCAAUCAAGUGGCUCACCAUGAAGCAUGAGUCCAUCACUAACUAGGGUUUAAGUUCCUGUUGUCAUAUGGUUUGCUAGAUGAACCCAUCAUCUUGAAUAUAAAUAAUAAAUAGAGAUGGGUUUUCAAUCUUGUAGCAUUUUAUUUAUGUACUAAAUUUCGGGUUUUCAAUCUUAAUGAAAUUGUGGAUAGAAACUGAA
Messenger RNA from Pyrus x bretschneideri (Chinese white pear), 560 nucleotides. Its product is annotated as early nodulin-93-like. Lineage: Eukaryota; Viridiplantae; Streptophyta; Magnoliopsida; Rosales; Rosaceae. Bases 80 to 391 code for a protein of 103 amino acids. The record is from RefSeq and is a predicted model, not a curated record. The transcript is spliced from 4 exons.